GUCGACGGCUGCGCAACUCAGGCUCCGCCCAUCGUCAUCUAUGAUAUUCUCUCUAUCAUCCCCUGCUGUAUCGAGCCCGAGUCUCUUUCCAACUUCGACUACAUCAGAUGCAUCGCUAGGCAAAGGUAUGCCCCAGGAAGGGGCCACGAGCUCCUGGGAAUCAAUGUCUUCUACAAGACCGGCCUCUGGCUCUUUGUCAAGCAUAUAUGGAGGCCCAGUGUUAUCCCGUUUCUCUGCGUCUUCGUUACAGUUGCCGAUGCCAGCAUCAUCUUCCUUUGCACCAAGACGAUCCACAGAAGAUUUUAGCCAAAGUCACCUUCCCCUUUUACCAACUGCCACGCAAUCUUGGACGUCGUUGCCUACUAAUAACUCCACAACUGGGGUACAGCAAGCGGAUGCAACAACAUUACAUCCUUCUCCCGCUAAUUCCGUGGGUUCGAUUCAUAGACAAGUGCCCCCUACAACGAAUUCACCACCGUCGUUCCACACCGCAUUGUCAUGGCCUACUCAGCCUCCAGACAACAAAAGUCCAUGGCUGUCGACUCUACCUCCGAAGCCUCCAACUCCAGAUCAGCCUAUCAUCUCAAUAAAAACACCAUUACCGGGAAAAACUUCACAAGACCUAUCGUCACAACAAUUCAGCACAAUGAACUCACCAGGACCUGUGGACCCAUAUGAACUCUGGGCAGAACCGGCAACAUCUCAACCUAACCUAGAUUUCAUUGCGGAGAUGAUGGGAGACCUCCUAGUGAGGCCGCUCACCGCGGUACCCAGUGAUAUUCAUCCUUGGGAAUCACAAUCAAUCGAUUCCUUCAAAGAGCUAACCUCGAACAUUCGUACACGCAACCCAAGCCUCCAUUUCCCGUCCGAGAUGCCAGCAGAUUCCACACCUCAUGACUCCAUGCCUAGUUAUGCUCCACAAGUCCCCGAAAAGGUGCAUCAACCGAGGUCCGACGAGAUGCCUUCACAAACAUUUACCUUCUCUCAGGUCCCUCAAGCUCUAGAUUCAUUUACAUCUUCUCUGCUCACAUCUCGCACCUCAGCGCCCCAAAAAGCUCGCAGCUUCUCGGAGGGCACCUCGACGUAAGUUGCAGAAGGCAAUUCUGAGCUGAAAGUUGCUGACAAUCCCUCAG
Hyaloscypha bicolor E is the source of this 1133-nucleotide messenger RNA. RefSeq lists its product as uncharacterized. NCBI's taxonomy places the organism in Eukaryota, Fungi, Ascomycota, Leotiomycetes, Helotiales, Hyaloscyphaceae. Bases 41 to 1087 code for a protein of 348 amino acids. The record is from RefSeq and is a predicted model, not a curated record. The transcript has a single exon.